Messenger RNA from Tigriopus californicus, 3221 nucleotides. It is a transcript of the gene Ctr9, whose product is annotated as RNA polymerase-associated protein CTR9 homolog. Lineage: Eukaryota; Metazoa; Arthropoda; Copepoda; Harpacticoida; Harpacticidae. The record is from RefSeq and is a predicted model, not a curated record. The transcript has 2 exons. Gene Ontology annotation, molecular function: RNA polymerase II complex binding. Bases 94 to 3147 code for a protein of 1017 amino acids. Gene Ontology annotation, biological process: regulation of DNA-templated transcription. Gene Ontology annotation, cellular component: Cdc73/Paf1 complex.
GACCGACGCCUUAGUUUGUGUUUGUCUUUCAUUGAACAAGGUCGCCCCUGUCUGUACAUUCCUUCUUCAACGUCUCUUAAUCUAUCUGGAACAAUGAGUGGUUCGGAGGCCCACGGAGCGUCCACCGGCUCCGUCGAGAUUCCCUUGCUCGGUUCUGAUGCCGAGGUGAUCGAGAUUUCUUUCGACGACCUGCCUCAAGCCGACGAGGUGGUCAAUAUCCUGAGUGCCGAAAAGGCCCCUCUUCACACGUGGGUCAAGUUAGCCGUGGAAUAUUACCGACAACGACGUGAAGAUGAGUUCGUUCAAAUCCUGGAGACUUCGCAUCGGGAUGCUAAUCUCGAUUACAAGUCUGAAGAGGAUCAGAUGUGGCAACUGGACACUUUGGCGGCUUACUACGUUCAAAAAGCCAAUGCUGAGAAGAAACAAGAGAAGAAACGGGAAUUAUUCACCAAGGCCACGCUCUUGUAUACCACGGCGGACAAGAUUAUCAUGUAUAACACCAAGCAUUUGUUGGGUCGAGCCUUCUUUUGCUUGUAUGAGGGUGAUAAGAUGGAGCAAGCCAAUGCUCAAUUCGACUUCGUGCUUAAUCAAGAGAAUCAAUCCAAUAUUCCGUCGCUCCUGGGCAAGGCUUGCAUCCACUUUAACAAGAAAGAGUUCAAAACUGCAUUGGCAUUUUAUAAAAAGGCUCUGCGAACGAAUCCUCAAUGUCCGGCCAAUGUUCGGUUGGGCAUGGGUCAUUGCUAUUGGAAAUUGGGAAACGAGAAAAAGGCCCGAGCGGCCUUUGGACGGGCUUUGGAACUGGAUGCAUCGUGCGUGGGAGCCUUGGUGGGUUUGGCCAUCCUCGAUCUGAAUACGCAGAAAAAGGAUGCUAUUCAAGAAGGAGUGAAGAAACUGAGUAAGGCCUACACCAUCGAUGCCACUAAUCCUAUGGUGUUGAACCAUUUGGCCAACCAUUUCUUUUUCAAGAAAGACUAUAGUAAAGUGCAACAUUUGGCCUUACACGCCUUCCACAACACCGAAAACGAGGCCAUGAGGGCUGAGAGUUGCUACCAAUUAGCGCGGGCCUUUCAUGUUCAAAAUGACUACGGCCAAGCCUUUCAGUAUUAUUAUCAAGCUACGCAGUUCGCGUCGUCCAAUUUUGUGUUGCCCCAUUACGGCUUAGGUCAAAUGUACAUCUACCGUGGUGAUAAUGAGAAUGCGGCCCAGUGUUUUGAAAAGGUCCUGAAGGCUCAGCCGAACAACUACGAGACCAUGAAAAUUCUUGGCUCUUUGUAUGCCAAUUCGGAUAACGAAGAGAAGAGGCAAAUAGCGCGCAAUCAUUUGAAGAAAGUCACCGAUCAGUUUCCCGAUGAUGUGGAGGCUUGGAUCGAAUUGGCCCAAAUCUUUGAGCAAAGUGACCAACAUGCCUCGUUGGCGGCCUACAAAACUGCGACGAAGAUCCUGAGAGACAACGUUAAAACCGACAUCCCGCCGGAAAUUCUGAACAACGUGGGAUCCCUUCAGUUCCGUUUGGGUAACAUGAAAGAAGCGUGUACGUGCUUUGAAACCGCGCUCGAGCAUUGUCAAAAAGAGCAGCAGGACGACGAAGGGGGCGAAGACACUUACUACAAACAGAUCACCAUCAGCAUACGGUACAAUCUAGGUCGAGUGUAUGAAGCCCUGUGCCAACAUGACAAGGCCGAGCGGCUGUACAAGGACAUUUUGAUGGAGUGUCCCAACUACAUCGAUUGCUACCUGCGACUCGGUUGCAUGUUGAGAGACCGAGGGCAAAUCUACGAGGCCAGUGAUAAGUUCAAGGAUGCCUUACAGAUCAGUAAUGAACAUCCAGAUGCGUGGUCUUUGAUUGGCAACCUUCACUUGACCAAGAUGGAAUGGGGACCGGGACAGAAAAAAUUUGAACGCAUCCUAAAUCAGCCCUCUACCAAUAACGACGCCUAUUCGCAUAUCGCCUUGGGUAAUAUUUGGUUGCAGACUCUCCAUCAGCCCACCAAGGACAAAGAGAAGGAAAAGAAGUACCAAGAGCGAGCUCUGGCUAUGUACAAACAGGUCUUGAGGAAUGAUCCUAAAAAUAUUUGGGCAGCGAAUGGCAUCGGAGCCGUGCUGGCUCAUAAAGGUUACGUGAACGAAGCUCGUGUGAUCUUUGCCGAAGUUCGUGAGGCAACGGCGGACUUUUGUGAUGUGUGGUUAAAUAUUGCCCAUAUCUACGUUGAGCAACAUCAGUACGUAGCUGCCAUCCAAAUGUACGAAAACGCCCUCAAGAAGUUCUUCAAAUACCACAGUGUGGACGUCCUGCUUUACCUAGCUCGUGCCUACGCCAGGAACGGCCAGUUGAAAGAGGCCAAAAUGACCCUGCUCAAAGCCAGACGUAUUGCUCCUCAUGACACGGUCAUUCUCUAUAAUAUCGCUCUGAUCCUCCAAAAGCUAGCCAACCAACUCCUACGUGACGAGAAAUCCACAUUGGAGGAGGUUCUUCAAGCAGUUCAUGAAUUAGGUCUUUCUCACAAGUACUUCCAAUACUUGGCCGUUGAGGGCGACCGAAUGAAAUACGACUUAGCCCGAGCGGCGAUUGAAGCUCGCCAAUGCCAGGAUCUGCUCUCUCAGGCUCAGUAUCAUGUAGCCAGAGCCCGAAAAAUCGACGAGGAGGAACGCACCCUCCGGAAGAAGCAGCAGGAAGAACGGGAAAAGUUUCAAGAGAAGCAGCUUACAGAGCAGAAACGUUUGGAGGAAGAGCGCAAGGCUAAACUUGAGGAGUUGGCCAAGGCCAGAAAUGAAUACAAGGAAAAGAUGAAAGGCGCUACCAUCAUCGAAGACAUGCCCGACCCCGUCAAGAGAUCUGGUGCACCCAAAAGACGCAGAGACGAUGCGGCGGAUAUCAUUUCGGAUUCGGAUGAUGAGGCUGGAGGAAACCGACCCACCAAGGAAGAACGACGCAAGCACAAACAAGAGAGGAAACGGGAGAAGAAGGAGCGAAGCGGAGAAAAACGCAAGAAAAGGUCCAAAGAAGGAGGAGGUGAUCAAGAGCGAGGUCGUUCUCGAAAGAAGAAGGAACCUACCUCCGGUGGGGAAGACGAUGGCGACAAAGGACUCAAAAAGAAGAAGAUUGUUUCAAAGGCCAUGGUGUCUAGCUCGUCGGAAGACUCCAAUUAACCUUGAAGUUCAUUGUCCCAUUGAAUAUAAAUGUGACCCCUCCCUCACGUACAAUAUUAUUAUUAUUAUGAUCA